This is a messenger RNA of Chionomys nivalis (European snow vole), 1410 nucleotides long. RefSeq names its product charged multivesicular body protein 1a. Gene Ontology annotation, cellular component: ESCRT III complex; multivesicular body. The coding region runs from base 44 to 634 and encodes 196 amino acids. Lineage: Eukaryota; Metazoa; Chordata; Mammalia; Rodentia; Cricetidae. The record is from RefSeq and is a predicted model, not a curated record. The transcript has a single exon. Gene Ontology annotation, biological process: protein transport; endosome transport via multivesicular body sorting pathway; late endosome to vacuole transport.
UCGUCCCCUUCGCCGCCCAGAGGGCUUCACUACCUGACUGGCCAUGGACGAUACCCUGUUCCAGUUGAAGUUCACAGCGAAGCAGCUAGAGAAACUGGCCAAAAAGGCAGAGAAGGACUCCAAGGCUGAGCAGGCCAAGGUGAAGAAGGCCCUUCAGCAGAAAAACGUGGAGUGUGCCCGCGUGUAUGCUGAAAAUGCAAUCCGCAAGAAGAAUGAAGGUGUAAACUGGCUCCGGAUGGCGUCCCGUGUGGAUGCAGUAGCAUCCAAGGUACAGACAGCUGUGACCAUGAAGGGGGUGACCAAGAAUAUGGCACAGGUGACCAAAGCUCUGGACAAGGCGCUGAGUGCCAUGGAUCUUCAAAAGGUGUCUGCAGUGAUGGACAGGUUUGAGCAGCAGGUGCAGAACCUGGAUGUGCACACGUCGGUAAUGGAGGAUUCUAUGAGCUCUGCCACCACGCUGACCACACCUCAGGAGCAGGUCGACAGCCUCAUUGUGCAGAUUGCUGAGGAAAAUGGCCUAGAGGUCUUAGACCAGCUCAGCCAGCUUCCAGAGGGUGCAUCUGCUGUGGGUGAGAGCUCAGUGCGCAGCCAGGAGGAUCAGCUGUCUCGAAGGUUGGCUGCCCUGAGGAAUUAGCAUGCCCUCGGCAGGUGUUGCCUCCCUUCUCCUAUGAUGCACUGGAGGCUUCUGCCCUCGACGUUCUCCAACCCUUCAUCGCUGCCUUGGCUCUUUUCCAACCUGCCAGGCUGGGCGCCUUAGAACUGAGCCUUAGGUUGGGCAAUGGGCCUCAGUCCUGAUACUGAAUUUGCACAAGUGUGUGGGUGACUCAUGGUGACUUUGUGGGCCACAUCUGGAAGAUGGCAAGUUCUGUGUUGUCCUCUGCCUAUGGGGAGUUGACAGGGUUUGACCAGCAGAUGUGUGCACUUCAGCCCAGUGCUUCAGGGCCUUCAGUUUCCAGUGAACAGAAACCUGCUGCUUGCUGUGGCCAGUGAAGAUCAGAGCCAGUCCUUUGCCAGGUAGUUCCUGGGAGCCUCUCCCUGACCUCUGCAGACAGGAAAUCCUGUUGAAUGACAGCCCCGAGUAGGUUCCUGUGGACUUUUGUGUACCAGAGAUGUCCAUUGCCACCAACACUGUCUGGGGCCUUACAGGUGGUUCCUCUCCUCCAUGUUCCCAGGGCUGAGUUUGUUCCUUGGCUGCCACUGCCAGCCGGCUGAGUAGGCCAGGGCUUUCUGUCCCUCAGCUCCCUUCCCAGCCCACAGAACUGUCAUCCAAUCUCAAGUCCAGGUGUUUCCUCCUGAGAGAUGCUUACCCUUCCUCAGCAGCUGCCUCUGGAAGGGUUUGGGGCCACUUGGGCUGCACGGUCUGUGUGAUGGCUCCAGGCCUCCAAAUUACAGCCUUUCAGGCCUUUUAAA